UCGCUCAAAAGCAAGCGCUUGCAAUUUUGGGCAAGCUCAAGCCCAACAAAGUCUCAUGCCCAAACUCGCCCCAACGUUGAUCACAAAUCUCUUUAGUUCCACUACUUUUGAGAGAAUUGUCAAAUUAGCGACCGUCAAAAUUGCAACUUGUCGUGCCCCGAAAGAUUUCUCGUUUCAUAUGAAGAACCAGGAUCGAGAAGGGUUGCCUCUUCCUUGCUCGAACAGAGUCGUCUCCCUGUGAUGGUGAUUUUCUAAUUCUAUUGUCGCCAAGUUUCUGAAAUUCGCAAGUCUGGGACGAGAUUGUAUGCACUGCCAUUCCACAACUAGAUGUGAUCGUGGGGAAGAUGAGAUGUUUGCACUGCGUGGGCACAGCCACCACCUGUUCGAUCGUUUGUCUGAGCGAAGUAAUAGUAUGGAUGGUGGGAAAGAUGGAAUGUCUUUAGUGCGUGGCCGCAGCCACCGCCUGUUCGAUCGUUUGCCUGAGUGAAGUAAUAGUAUGGAUGAACCCACCACCGAUUGAUUCUCUGUUUCGAAUGGGGUUUCUUGAAGAUUAAAUUGAGAAGCCAGCUGGUGAAGAAUCCGAGGGUCGGUAGGAGUUGCUAGAGCUAGCUACUAAUGGCUCGGAAACACCUGUGGAACGGCCUCUACUGGGGAAAGCAUCUUGACGCCCAAAGAAAUGGAUUCCUGCGCUGGAAUGUGAUGUUUUAUCAUAGUUUUGGUGAAGCCCGUGGGGUGACUUUGCCUGCUGGAUGGUAUGAGAAGGCCUUUCGCAAAAUGACAAAGUUGAGCGACUGCUUGAAGGACGUGGAUUUGGUCGACGGACGGCUCGUGAAUCUUAAAGAUGGUUCGAUUGUCGUUGAUGAUCUUAUGGAGCAGAAAGUGCAUACUUUCAAAUCUCUUGCUAGAGCUUUUAUUGGGUCUCCAUCGAUCCAGCAGACGCUGAGGAGAAGUGUUCCAGCAUCUUCAGUGGAUGCAAAGUCUGCAGCCCAUGUUUGUUUCAGUAAAGUGAGUGAAAGAGAGCCCAUGAUCAUAAAUUCCCUGACUAAGAUAAGCAACAUCCUUAACAUUUCUGCUCAGCAAAGGAAAUCAGUGCGUGUCACAGUAUGCCCCCAGGUGACCCAGCACCAGAUAUGGACCGCUACGCUCGAGGAGAUACUAAAUGGCUUGAAAUAUGAGUUGGACAUUUUGAAUGGCCAAUGCCCAAGACAUGCCACUAAGAUGGGUCGGCAGAUCGUUUCUGUUUGCCUAAAGUUCUUAGAAGAAACUUCAAGUUCAUUCAAUCCCGACUCCUCUUCAUGGAUGCGUGUUUCACCAGCUGCAAAGGCUGACUACUCUGCCUCAAGAAAGUGGGAAGAUGCCUUUGAGAUGUUCGAUGACCUCAUUAGAUGUUUAAAAUGUGAGGAAGAAUUGCUUUUACAUUUAAAGAAGCUUGAGGCAAUGAAGGAAGGGCUGUCUCAAAUCAGGGAUGUGGUAGUUGACAGAUGUAUUGGGUAUAAAGAUGUUCGACACCAGGAAAGCCUAGUGCAAAAGAAACUUACAAAGACACUCGGAUACUCAUCCCCAUGCUUGUUUACUCUUCUUUUGUAUUAUCUCUAUGGAUAUGUCAGAGACUUGGAGGUAGACCUUUCUGGUGGGUUUUGGGGACACAGUGAAGGUGGCCAAUGUUGUUUGCACUUGGGACGGAUUUUGACAUCAGAUGAGGAAAAUAUUGUCUGGAACGGGCUAAAACACUUACAUAAAGCUCUCGGACUUUUCAAGUUUGUGUGGGAAACAGCAGGAAUGGAAGGAGUCUUGGAAGUGCAAGGCCAUUUAUGGUGCGUGCAAGCUGAGGAUAGGACGCUAACAUAUAAAGGAAAUCUGUAUUUCGUACACGGAAUCACGUUGUGAUUGGUUGGUCUUACCAUUUCAGUGUUUGAACUCAUUGUAUUUUUAGGCCAUCUAUGCUCUUCUAUAUAUAUUACAAGAGCUGACAAUUUCUCUGGGUGAGUGGGAUGCUUUCUGUUGCUUUGGGGCAGAAAUGGCAACUACAUGGAGUGGGACGAUCAGUAACUUCAUAUCAACCACAUGGAGAGUAACAUCAAGGAGUAUGUAUACGAUACUUAGAUUGCAUAUUUCUGGUAGAAUUUUAUUUGAAAGCUCUGUACGCCCAGCAUAUGUGCAAAUGGAUCAGAUUCUUUCUAUGGACGCGCUACAGUUUGAGGUGGACAGCACAAUCUGGCCGAAUCUGUUAUAUAACUUGGAGUACUGUUUUUUGAAUGAAAUGGUCAAGCAACUGACAACAGCCUAUUUGUUGGCA
Molecule: messenger RNA, 2296 nt
Organism: Syzygium oleosum
Lineage: Eukaryota; Viridiplantae; Streptophyta; Magnoliopsida; Myrtales; Myrtaceae
Exons: 1
Coding region: 616-1887 (423 amino acids)
Source: RefSeq, a predicted model, not a curated record